Molecule: messenger RNA, 1150 nt
Organism: Morus notabilis
Lineage: Eukaryota; Viridiplantae; Streptophyta; Magnoliopsida; Rosales; Moraceae
Product: GDSL esterase/lipase At5g41890
Exons: 5
Coding region: 1-1143 (380 amino acids)
Molecular function (GO): hydrolase activity, acting on ester bonds
Source: RefSeq, a predicted model, not a curated record
AUGGAGGCCUUAAAGAUUAAAUUUUCUAGGCAAUAUAAUUUGAUCAUGUUCAUUGCACUUUCCAUGACCAACAUUGUUAGGCCUUGUCUCUCAUCUCCUUUCACUUCCUUUGUGUUUGGGGACUCCCUUGUGGACGCCGGGAACAAUGACUACAUCUUCACUCUUUCGAAGGCCGAUAUGCCGCCGUACGGCAUAGACUUCAAGCCGUCCGGAGGACAACCAACCGGAAGGUUCACCAACGGCCGAACCAUAUCGGACAUUGUCGGUCAAACUCUUGGGGCCAAGUCCUUUCCUCCACCAUAUCUAGCCCCAAACACUCGAGAUGAAGCGGUUCACAGAGGAAUAAAUUAUGCAUCUGGAGCCUCAGGAAUACUGGAUGAAACAGGAAUUUUGUUCAUUGGAAGAGUCCCACUUCGUGAGCAAGUGAACUAUUUUGAGCAAACUAGAAGUUACAUGGUGAAUGUAAUGGGAGAGAAUCGUACCAAAGAUUUAUUAAAGAAGGCAAUCUUUUCAGUAACAAUUGGGUCCAACGACAUACUCAACUAUGUUCAGCCGUCAAUACCAUUUUUUGGCCACGACAAGGUCCCUCCUACUAUGUUCCAAGAUUUCAUGGUCUCCAACUUGACUAUACAACUGAAGCGAAUUUACGAGCUGGGAGCAAGAAAAUUUAUAGUGGUUGGGGUUGGACCACUAGGCUGCAUUCCCUUUAUUAGAGCGCUGAAUUUAUUACCGACUGGGAAAUGCUCGGUGGAGGUGAAUGAUUUGAUCCAAGGUUACAACAAGAAACUAAAUGAAGUGCUUGACCAAUUCAACAAGGAGUUGGGUCCGGAUGCCAUCUUUGUGUAUGCAAAUUCCUACGAUAUCUUCAUCAAGAUCAUUGGGAAUUAUCCUCAAUACGGAUUUGAGAAUGCUAAUGAACCAUGUUGUGGGGGGUACUUUCCUCCAUUCAUAUGCUUCAAUGGCAAAGGCGGUGGAGACAAAGCGGCCUCAGCGCUGUGUAAUGACCGAUCCAAGUAUGUGUUUUGGGAUGCAUAUCAUCCGACAGAGGCUGCAAAUAUCAUCAUUGCAAAGGAGUUGGUUGAUGGAGACGAGAGCUUUGCCUUUCCAAUCAAUAUCCGUCAGCUUUACAACCAUAACUCCUAGUCAUAUA